Messenger RNA from Henningerozyma blattae CBS 6284, 1287 nucleotides. RefSeq lists its product as uncharacterized. Gene Ontology annotation, cellular component: fungal-type vacuole membrane. Gene Ontology annotation, molecular function: L-histidine transmembrane transporter activity; L-tyrosine transmembrane transporter activity; L-arginine transmembrane transporter activity. NCBI's taxonomy places the organism in Eukaryota, Fungi, Ascomycota, Saccharomycetes, Saccharomycetales, Saccharomycetaceae. Bases 1 to 1287 code for a protein of 428 amino acids. The transcript has a single exon. Gene Ontology annotation, biological process: amino acid transmembrane transport. The record is from RefSeq and is a predicted model, not a curated record.
AUGUCGUUAAUUUCAGGAGCUGUUACAUUAUUACACACUGCAUGUGGUGCAGGUAUUCUAGCGAUUCCUUUUGCCUUCAAACCAUUUGGCCUAUUUCCAGGUUUAAUGGUAUUAGUUGUUUGUGGUAUUGCUGCUAUAUUUGGUCUUUUACUACAAGCAAAAAUCAUAAAAUAUACACCAACAAAUGAAAAACAUUCAUUCUUUAUACUAGCAACUAAAUUGCAUCCAACUUUAGCAAUAUUAUUUGAUCUAGCUAUUGCUGUGAAAUGUUUUGGUGUAUCUACAUCUUAUCUAAUAGCCAUUGGUGACUUCCUAGCAGUGUUACUAGAUAAUGAAUAUAGAAUGAAUACCAUCACAUUUGUUUGGCUAUUCAUUAUUUUACCCUUAAGUUACCUCAGAAAAAUAAAUGCACUACGUUACACAUCAUUAUUAGCUGUAACGUCAGUAUUUUAUUUAUGCAUUUUAGUGACUUACCAUUAUUGUAAACCAUCAGAGGAAAUUUCAGAAUUAAGAGGAACCGUUUCAUUAUUCCUACCAAAAAGUUCUGGAAUUUCUCCAUUUAAAACAUUGCCAAUAUUUGUAUUUGCCUAUACAUGCCAUCAUAAUAUGUUUGCUGUUAUUAAUGAACAAAAACAUACCGAUUUUAAAAGAUUGAAAUUCAUUCCUCUAAUUGCAAUUUCAAUUGCAUGUAUUUUAUACUUAAUUGUGGGUUGCUUAGGAUAUGCUACAUUUGGAGCUAAUAUUACAAGUAAUAUUGUUGCGAAGUAUCCAACCAACUCUGUGUUGACUGUUUUAGGUCAAACAGCAAUGUUGACGGUCGUUACAUUGGCAUACCCUUUACAAUGUCAACCAGCCAGGGCAUCUAUUUUGAACAUUUUAUAUGCCUUAUUUCCAAAAUUGAAAAAUAAUAAAUCUGAUGUGGAAGAAGCUUCAAUGAAUGAUGGAUAUCAAGUUGAUCUCGAGGAAAAUAAACAACAGUCAGAACCAGAAAGAAUUAUAAGUGAGCCAAGUAUUAUUUUACACUCAAUAGUAACCAGUUUAAUUUUAUUUGGAUCCUGGUGUAUUGCAGUCUCAGUAAACUCUUUGGCUCAAGUGCUGGCGAUUGUUGGCGCUACGGGCUCAACUUUUAUAUCAUUCAUAUUACCAGGUUUAUUUGCUGUGGUACUAAUCCCAAAAGAUAACGACUUUGGGAAAGGUAAAACACUUUGGAUAUGGAUUGGUGGAAUAUUAAUGGGUUGGGGUAUAUCUGUUAUGUGCGUUUCUUUAUAUGCAGCCAUAUUUCUAUAA